AUGUCUGAGGUUUUUCUAAGAGCCAAGGCUGAGGACAACACUCCAAAGGCCAUCAAGGACAAAAAUUGUCCCUACUGUGGCCAGGCGUUCACGUCUUCGUCUCUCGGCCGUCAUCUCGACCUGUACAUCAAGGAGCGCAACCCUAAGAAACGGGACGGCAUUCACAAUGUCGAUGAGAUUCGCCGAAUGCGUGGGGGUAUUACACGGCGCCACCCGAAAGGAUCCUCGAGACGCCGUAAUACGACAACACCGGCUGAGACACCGUCUGCCAUUCCGCACAGGGCCGAUGUCUCGGGCGAUGAGACUUCGAACGCACCAUCACCAGCUGCUGGGAACGUCACAAACGCGUCCAUGGGAACGUCGGCCGCUGACAUCGCCUCCAUGUUUCCAUUAGGAGGCGUGCGCUGGGAGGCUACCGGCGUUAUGAACGAGGUUUUGGUCACUUCCCCAGAUGGAACCGGCGGUGCCAACGGCGGUCACGGUGGGGAAGUAUCCGGGUCUAUAGCCGACUCUAGCACCAGAGGCUUCGACCCUAAUCGUCGUCCGAUAGCCUCACGGGUCAUGGGCAAGCAAACUGCCGAAGCUCAACUAGAUUCGAAACAGAAGAUGCAAGACGCCUUAGACGAUGCGCGAGCCGCAGAACUCGCACUGAGAGAAUUCACAAAUGCUUGGCGGGCGGCAAAGUAA
Molecule: messenger RNA, 687 nt
Organism: Sporothrix brasiliensis 5110
Lineage: Eukaryota; Fungi; Ascomycota; Sordariomycetes; Ophiostomatales; Ophiostomataceae
Exons: 1
Coding region: 1-687 (228 amino acids)
Source: RefSeq, a predicted model, not a curated record